AUGCUGCACACACGGGUGCUCACGCCACACACAUACACAUACAGGUGCUUACGCCACACACACACGGGUGCUCACGCCACACACACGCACAUACAUGCACAUACAGGUGCUCACGCCACACACACACACGCACAUACAGGUGCUCAUACUACACGGUGCUCACGCCACACACAUACACAUACAGGUGCUCGCGCCACACACACACACACGGGUGCUCACAUUACACACACACGCACAUACAGGUGCUCACACUACACACACGGGUGCUCACGCUACACACAUAUACAUACAGGUGCUCACGCUACACACACAUGCACAUACAGGUGCUCACACUACACGGUGCUCACGCCACACACACAUACAGGUGCUUAUGCCACACACACACACGGGUGCUCACACCACACACACACACACGGGUGCUCAUGCCACACACACACAUGUGCUCAUGCCGCACACACGCACAUACAGGUGCUCACGCCACACACAGGUGCUCAUGCUGCAGACACGGGUGCUCACACCACACACACACGGCUGCUCAUGCCACACACACAGGUGCUCAUGCCACACACAUGCACAUACAGGUGCUCACACUACACAUGCAGGUACUCAGCCACACACAGGUGCUCAUGCUGCACACAUGGCUGCUCACACCACAUACACACACGGCUGCUCAUGCCACACACACACACAUACAGGUGCUUACGCCACACACAUGCACACACACGGGUGCUCACGCCACACACAUGCACACACACGGGUGCUCAUGCCACACUGCACACACACACAGGUGCUCACGCCACACACACUGGGCGAGAUGGCCGGGCCCUCAGGUGGGCCAGGCUCGUGGCUGGUCUUGAAGGGACUGGAAGGAAGGGAGCUGAGCUGUGGUCGAGGUGUCGCUGUGCAGACCCUGGAGGCAGGUGGCUUAGAGUGCAGACUGAGCGUGCUGAGACAGGCCGCCGGUGUGGCUCGGCCGGGCUCUGUGCCUGCCCCACCCAGGACAGUGGCCGCCCACUAGCACUUGGAAUCGCUGUGGUGUGCCUGGGGAGUGUGCGUUGCACUCGGAUUUGAUGUCCUGUGGGGCACACUGCUCUAAGCUUAGUCCUUUCAGGGCAUCUGCUUCAUGCCUGCAGCCGCCCUGGAAGUCCGAGGGGUUCCCUUUUGUUGUAGAUGAAGGAAGUGGGCUGGAAGGAGUAACUUUGCCAGGUCUUAGUGCAGCCAGCACCUUUCGGGGCUGCGCUCUCUCUGCUGUCCCCUGCUUCUUCCCAGGGAGCCCGCAGAGGCUGCGUCCCCUGAGCUGUGGCUUGUGUCCCAGCGAGAACGGUCGUGCGGUGCCUGCUGCCUCUUGCUCUGUGUCUCCCUACUGGUGUCUGUUUCCCUCAGUGGAUCUGGGCGGUGCGUGGGUGUCUGCAUGGGGAGAGCAGGUGAAACAGUGCAGCCUGCUGUUUGUGAAGAUUUGGUGAACAAGAAAAGGGUGCCUUAGGCGAGGUUCAGGGUCACAGUGGACCAGUCGGAGGAGUGUGGGUCCUGAGCCAGGGACGCAUGUGUGGCCUGCCCUUUCCUCGCUGUGCCUGCAACACUGGCAUCUCACAAGGGCACCAGUUCAAGUCCCAGCUGCUCCACUCCCAGCCCAGUUCCUGGGGAAGCAGUGGAGGGUGGGCCAGGUGUUUGGGCCCCUGUCACCCACACGGGAGAGCUGGGUGGAGCUCCUGGCUCCUGACUUCAGCCUGGCCAUUGUGGCCAUCUGGGUAGUAAACCAGUAGAUGGAGGAGUUCUCUUUCUCUCCCUUUCUCUAACUUUGACUUUCAAAGUAAUUAAAUCUUAAAAGGUAAAAGUCUCAGUGUAAUAUGGGCCAUUUUUAGAGCCCAUAUUUGAUUCAAGGUAACAUGCCAAGCGCUUCACAGGCAUGGUCUCAUUUGCUUUCUGGAAAACCCCAUGAAGCGGCUGCUGUUACCACCUCCACCGGCCGAGGCCCAAGAGGCCACCAUGGUGGACAUGGUCUUGUGCCAUUUCUCCUAUCGGUGCAGCUGGGAAAGGCAAACAAAUAUACCUGAUGUUUUUACUGGGAACCUCGCCGUGCAGUAAAGUAUUCACUGUUUCAUAGUUUGCCAGGAGAUGUGACACCUCGCUUCAGUGAGUAGGUGUGUUACUUGAUGAUAAAUAUGGCAGCACUGAGGCCCAGGGCAUAUGGAACCACCAGAAUUCACCGACCCUCGAGGAGACACGUGAGAGACACAAAAGAGUUGUUCCAGAAAACAACUGCCAGUGAAAGUUGACAUUGUGGGAUUUUAAACCUGGGAGGAUCCUAAAGGUGAUACCAGAUACACUUUUUUUUUUUUUUUUAAUUAUCAAUGGAAAUCUUAAAACUUCAAUCCGAGGUUAGGAACAAGACAAGGAUACUCUCUUUCCUCAGUAUUUACCGGAGCACUGAUAGUCUUUUCUUUUGUUUUUUUAAAGAUUGAUUGACUUUUUAUUUGAAAGGCAGUGGUGGGGAGAGAGAGGUCUGUCAUCUGUUGGUUCACUCCCCAAAUGGCCGCAACAGCUGGGGCUGGGCCAGGCUGGAGCCAGGAGCCAGGAGCUUCUUCCAGGUCUCCCACACAGGGUGGAGGGCCCAAGCACUUGGCCAUCUUCCCGUGUUUUCCCAGGCCGUUAGGGAGCUGGAUCGGAGGUGGAGCAGCUGAGACUCACACAGGUGCCCAUAAGGGGUGCUCACAUCCCAGGUGACAGCUUUACCCGCUCUGCCACAUGCUGGCCUUGAGACCUUUGACUUUUUAGAAAAUGUUAUUUAUCUGAGAGACAGUGACAGAGGGAGCAUGCUCUCCUCUGCUCGUGUGUCUCCCCAGAUGCCCGAGUGGCGGAGGCUGACUCGGCUGAAGCCAGGAGCUGGAAUUCAGUUCGGGUCUCUCCCGUGGGUGGCAGGAACCCAAUUACUUGAAAUAUCACUGCUGCCUCCCAGGUAUGUAUUAAAAUAGGAAGCUGGAGUUGAGCCAGGAACUCCUAGUGGGACCUGGGCAUCUUAACCUCUAGGCUAAAUGCCUACUCCUGACUUUCUUGUUAGUGGAGAGUUUUGUUUUUGUCUUGUUUUGGGUAAUGCAUACAAGCAACCUUGUUAAAGGCACUGGUUUGUGUUUUUUUUUUUUGGUUUGUUUGUUUGUUGAGAGGCAGAGUGGACAGUGAGAGAAACCUUUUCUGUUGGUUCAUCCCCCAGUGGCCUCUGUGGCUGGCGCACCACGCUGAUUCGAAGCCAGGAGCCAGGUGCUUCUCCUGGUCUCCCAUGGGGUGCAGGGACCUGGGCCAUCCUCCACUGCACUCCCGGGCCACAGCAGAGAGCUGGCCUGGAAGAGGGGCAACCGGGACAGAAUCCGGCGCCCCAACCGGGACUAGAACCUGGGGUGCCAGCGCCACAGGCGGGGGGAUUAGCCUAGUGAGCCGCGGCGCCGGCCUAGGCACUGGUUUCAAGAAACCAAUGGAAGCUUUUUGAUUUUUACAAAACAGGCGCUGUAAUUCACUUCAGCUGAGUAGGAACUAGCUACUUAAGUAGCAUGUGUUCUAAGUGAGUUUUUGUUUUAAGAUUUAUUUUAUUUAUUUGAAAGGCAGAGUUAGAGAAUGAGAAAAUCUUCCCUCCACUGGCCUGCUCCCCAAACGGCCACAACAGCUGGGGCUCCUCCAAGCCGGAGCCAGGAGCUUCUUCCAGGCCUCCCAUGUGGGUGCAGGGUCUCAAGCACCUGGGCCAUCCUCCACUGCCUUCCCAGGCUGUUAGCAGGGAGCUGGACUGGAAGCAGAGCAGCCGGGACUCAAACGCACCCAUAUGGGCCGCUGGCAUCUCAGGUGGUGGCUUUACCCGGUAUGCCACAAUGCUGUCCCUGAGGAGUUUUUGUGUGUAUGUGUAUGUUUUGAGUGUGUGUGUGUUUUAAUUUAUUUUAUUUAUUUGAAAUGCAGAGUUACAGAGAGGCAGAGAGAGAGAAAGGUCUUCCAUCUGCCGGUUCACUCCCCAGAUGGCCGCAGUGGCCGGAGCUGGGCCGACCCAAAGCUGGGAGCUUCUUCUGGGUCUCCCAUGUGUGUGCAGAGGCCUGAGGACCUGGGCAUCUGCUGCUGCUCUCCCAGGCCACAGCAGAGAGCUGGGUCGAGAGGAGCAGCCGGGACUCAAAGCAGCACCCAUAUGAGAUGCCGGCACUGUAGGCAGCGGCUUUACCCGCUACGCCAUAGCAGUCCCCCUCCCCUUUUGUUUUUAAGAGGUCUUUCAUUUCUUCGAAAGAGUUACAGAGGCCUUCCUUCCACUGACCACUCCCCAGAUGGCUGCAGUGGGCUGGGCCGGGCCAGGCCAGAGCCAGGAGUUUUGUCCAGGUCAGGGGCCCAACUGCUUGGGCCAUCUUCUGCUUUCCCCAGGCCAUUAGCAGAGAGCUGGAAGUAGAGCAGCCGGGACAUGAACUGGUGUCCAUGUGAGAUGCCGGCAUCGGAGGCAGUGCCUUUACCCAUUACGCCACAGUGCCAGCCCCAACCUCUUUUUUUUUUUAGGAUUUAUUUAAUUUAUUUGAAAAGCAGAGUUAGAUCUUCUCUGUCCGAUGGUUCACUCCCCAAAUGGCUACAACUGCUAGGGCUGGGCCAGGCUGAAGCCAGGAGCCUGGAUUGCCAUCUGGGACUCCCACAUGGGUGCAGGGGUCCAAGCACUUGGGUGGUCACUUUUCACUGCCUUCCCAAGUGCAUUAACAGGGAGCUGGGUUGGAAGUAGAGCAGCCAGGACUCCAGCCUGGUGCAUUUGGGGUGCAGGUGUUGCAAGGGGCACUUAACAUGCUGCACUGCAAUGCCGGCCCCUAAAGUGAGUUUGCUUUUUUUUUUUUUUUUUUUGUUAAGAUUUAUUUAUUUAUUUGAAAGAGUUACAGAGAGAGAGAGAGAGGUCUUCCAUCUGCUGGUUCACUCCCCAAUUGCCUGCAACGGUCAGAGCUGUGCCGAUCCGAAGCCAGAAGCCAGGAGCUUCUUCUGGGUCUCCCACAUGGGUGCAGGGGCCCAAGCACUUGGGCCAUCUUCUGCUUUCCCAGGCCACAGCAGAGAGCUGGAUGGGAAAUGGAGCAGCCGUGUCUCAAACCGGCACUCAAAUUGGAUGCCGGUGCUUCAUGCCAGGGCGUUAACCCACUGCGCCACAGCGCUGGCCCCUGAAUUGAGGUUUUGUAUUCUCUGUAAACCAAGAAAACCGUUCAUCCCAAAGAUUCCUGUGAUGGUUAGUUUUUAGUCGAUUUGGGUUAAGGACAACCUAGAAACCUGGAAAGGCACCCGUGGGUUUGUUUGUGAGGGUUUUCCCAGUGAGGUUAGCAGGUGAGUGUGGGUGGAGCGGUGGGAAGACCCAGCCCCAGGGCAGGUGGGCGCCGUCAGUUGGCUCAGGUUCUGGAGAGGCUGCCUGGGAAGGUGCUCUGGUCUUGCUCGCCUCCUGCCUGGGACGUCGAUUGCUGGCCACUGGACCCCGGGACGCUGCUCCUGCUCGCCCCCUUGCUGGCACUCGGGCGUGGGGCCUAGAGCUGCGAUUGGCACAUUCCGCUUCCCUGCUUCUCCCGGCCUCCGAAGGUGGCCUGUCGUGGGGCUUCCUGGCCGCCUCCAUAGUCACAUGAGCCAGAUCCGCCUUCCCUGCCUGUCCUGCCUCCGAGCCAUGUGGUCUCCAGGGAGUGCAGCCCUUGGCACUGGGAAAGGUUGAAGUUUGCCGGCUCUGCUGGGAUUGCUGUGUGGUUGGGGCACUUCCGUGGAAGGUGGUGCUGCACUGAGGCCUGCCACUGCCGAGGUCCUUGCAGCAGCCCAGGAGGUCAUGUGUGGUGGGAUCCCAUUUGACAGAUUGAGAAGUGGAGGUUUGUUUAACCCAUUUGACAGAUUGAGAAGUGGAGGUUUGUUCAAUUUUUAAAAGGUUUGUUUAUUUAAAAGGCAGAGAUCUUCCAUCUUCUGGCUCAGCCCGGAACUCCAUCCGGUUUCCCACAUGGGUGGCCAGGGCCCAAGGACUUGGCCGUCCUCUGCCAUCUUCCCAAAGGUAUUGGCAGGAAGUGGCCUUGGACGUGUUGUAAGCAGGGCAUGAACCAGCACUCUGACACGGGAUGCUGGCGUCGCGAGCGGCAGCUCAUCCCACUGUGCCACAGUGCAGGCCCCAGAACGGAGCCUUGGAGAGGUCUCCUGGCUUGGGAGGUGCAGGUGUGUCCUUGGCUUCAGAUCCCGCCACACCCGUUCCAGCGUUGCCCUGAGCAGAGUGGCGUUUCCAGGGCUAAGCCCUGCCUUUGAGCCGUGGGACCUGUCGUGCUAACUUAACGCCCCGGAAGCGCCCUGACCCCAGUGACUCAUUUGUGUCAGCAACACGACUGCCAGCUGCUCCGGAAAACUCACUCCUGCUGCCCAGGAGUUUCCGCCUCCAUGCGUCCCGGCCCCUAGGGUCCACGUGGGAGUUGGGGAAUCAGAUCCAAGUGCUGGGACAGAUGAUCUUCACGGCCGUGGCACUUGUCCGCAGGGAGCUGAGGCCGGGCCGGGCCCGCUGUGGCUCCUCCUUGCUGUAGCUGGUCAGGAUGUUGCAGGUUUACAUUCGCAUUUUCCCGCUUUCCUUUCUUGGUGGCGCCGCGUGCGGGGAUGGAGCAGGCUGCCGUGUUGCCAGGCUUUGUCCUCAGGGCUUCGCCGUCAGCCAUCGUGUCUCAGGACCUCGUCAGUCUCCUGAGCUGGGCUCAUGUUCCGGCACUGGGCACUGACUGCAGUCAGUAUUUGGGGUAGCACGUAUCCCUCCUGCCAGGUAAGAGCCCCUGUUCUGUGUGGCCCUGCGUGCAGCUUGCAAGCUCUCAUCGCUCUGCUUUAAACAGAAUUUGUAUGUUGAGAAGCUGAGAGACAGACAGAGAUGCCCCUCCACAGGUUCUUUUCCCAAAUGCCCCCGAGAACUGGGACUGGGCCAAGCCAGAGGCAGGAUCCGGGAGCCCAGUGUGCGGUAGCAGGGGCCAGCUGCUUGAGCAGUGCGUGUGGCUCCUGGGCAAGCAUUAGCAGGAAGCUGGAAGCUGGAGCAGAGCUGAGACUCCAACUCGGACGUGGAG
Molecule: messenger RNA, 7040 nt
Organism: Oryctolagus cuniculus (rabbit)
Lineage: Eukaryota; Metazoa; Chordata; Mammalia; Lagomorpha; Leporidae
Source: RefSeq, a predicted model, not a curated record